Molecule: messenger RNA, 377 nt
Organism: Acaulospora morrowiae
Lineage: Eukaryota; Fungi; Glomeromycota; Glomeromycetes; Diversisporales; Acaulosporaceae
Source: the annotation of a GenBank genome assembly
UUGAAUAUCUCGAGGAACUCAAGUCGUGGGAUUGGACGUUUGGUCAAACCCCAGAGUUCACACACGAGUUCGAACAGAGUUUCACAUGGGGUCAUAUGAAAGCGUUCAUCAAAUCUAGAGAUGGAAUUAUAACCGCGGUUACGUUAACUCCUUCAAAUAUUGAAUAUGAAAACUUAUCGGCCAUACUCGAAGACUCUUUGGAGGGUAACAAGUAUGACGACGAAGGAAUAACCCAAGCAGUAUCCAAAUCUCUAGUUGAUGUUCAGUUAUCAAAUACCAGUUCUAAUGGUGUCAUUACUCCAUCGACCUCCUCAUUGAUCCGUAAUCCUCAUGAAAUACUCAUGGAUAUUGGAAAUUGGAUUGUAAAGUCCUUAUGA